Xenopus laevis (African clawed frog) is the source of this 1626-nucleotide messenger RNA. RefSeq names its product synaptotagmin 4 L homeolog (gene syt4.L). Gene Ontology annotation, biological process: vesicle fusion; calcium-ion regulated exocytosis; negative regulation of secretion by cell. The record is from RefSeq and is marked provisional. Gene Ontology annotation, molecular function: calcium-dependent phospholipid binding; phosphatidylserine binding; calcium ion binding. The transcript has 4 exons. Lineage: Eukaryota; Metazoa; Chordata; Amphibia; Anura; Pipidae. Gene Ontology annotation, cellular component: cytoplasmic vesicle membrane; synapse; membrane. The coding region runs from base 189 to 1463 and encodes 424 amino acids.
GGCUAGGGAUGGGCUGGAGGUGAGCUGCAGCCAUUAGCACACACAACUCGCAUCAUCUGAAAAGCAAGAUACAGCGGCUGAUUGUUUUCCUAACUGACUUUAUCUGAAGCUGCCGAGCAUCGUCUGGCGGAGAGAAGGGGAGCAGCUGAGGUCUCUUUCAGCACCUUGGACAGCAGAAGCAGGAGAAAAUGGCUCCAAUCACAAGCAGCAGAGAUGCUUUUGAUGAAAUUCCUUCAAUGGUUGGACUGGUCAGCGGGUUUGGACUUGUUUUUACUGUGUCUUUGUUCUCGUGGAUUUGUUGCCAGCGUAAAUCAACCAAAUCCAACACAACGCCUCCAUACAAGUUUGUCCAUGUGUUGAAAGGUGUUGACAUAUACCCUGAGAGCCUAAACAGCAAAAAGAAAUUCGGAGCCGACGAAAAAACAGAACUAGCUCCCAAAUCUCUCCUCUCAAAGACUUCUCUGCAUCUUGAUCUUGAAAAAAGGGACUUAAAUGGCAAUUUUCCUAAAGCCAAUAAAGUCAGAAGCUCUCCAGACCUUGAGGAUUUUUCGCAGCCUCAAUUACCAGAAAAAGACAAAGAUUCAAUUUCUCCUGAAAGCGUCAAGUCCAGCGCUUCUAUAUUAUCCGUAGACAAGCAAGAUAAGCUAGGAACCCUCUUUUUCUCUCUAGAGUACAACUUUGAGAAAAAAGCAUUUGUAGUGAACAUCAAAGAAGCCAGAUCCCUACCAGCAAUGGAUGAACAGUCCAUGACGUCCGACCCCUAUAUAAAAAUGACCAUACUUCCUGAGAAGAAACAUAAAGUUAAAACUAGAGUGCUCAGAAAGACUCUCGACCCAGCCUUUGAUGAGACAUUUACAUUUUAUGGAAUUCCUUACAGCCAGGUCCAAGAUUUGGUUCUUCACUUUAUCAUCUUGAGCUUUGACAGAUUCUCUAGGGAUGAUGUCAUUGGUGAAGUCUGCUUCCCUCUAUCGGGAAUUGACCUGUCUGAUGGCAGAGUGCUAAUGAACCGGGAAAUCAAUAAAAGAAAUGUCCGGAAAUCAACAGGACGUGGAGAACUGCUAAUCUCUCUUUGCUACCAGUCAACAACAAAUACUUUAACUGUUGUGGUGCUUAAGGCUCGGCAUUUACCAAAAGUUGACGUAUCAGGAUUAUCAGAUCCUUAUGUAAAAGUGAACCUUUAUCAUGCCAAGAAAAGAAUUUCUAAGAAGAAAACUCAUGUCAAGAAGUGCACCCCAAAUGCAGUAUUCAAUGAAUUGUUUGUCUUUGACAUUCCUUGUGAGGGCCUGGAAGAUAUAAGUGUUGAGUUCCUUGUCAUGGAUUCAGACAGAGGAUCAAAGAAUGAGGUUAUUGGUCGAUUAAGUCUGGGGUCUUCUGCAGAUGGAACAGGUGGCGAGCACUGGAAAGAAAUCUGUGAACAUCCCCGGAGGCAAAUUGCCAAGUGGCAUAUGUUGUGCGAUGGUUAGCAAUGAAAUAGAAAUGAGUGGACCUUACCUGUUUCCAUAAAUUGUUUUAUUUCUAGUGUAAAAUAAUUUUAAAAAUGCUUGUAACUACAUUUUUUUUGUUUAUGUGGCUGAUGUAGGAAGAAAUAGCAGAAAAAAAAUGCCAACCAAAAAAAAAAAAAAAAAA